Ictalurus punctatus (channel catfish) is the source of this 498-nucleotide messenger RNA. RefSeq names its product histone H3. Gene Ontology annotation, molecular function: DNA binding; protein heterodimerization activity; structural constituent of chromatin. The transcript has a single exon. Gene Ontology annotation, cellular component: nucleosome. NCBI's taxonomy places the organism in Eukaryota, Metazoa, Chordata, Actinopteri, Siluriformes, Ictaluridae. The record is from RefSeq and is a predicted model, not a curated record. Bases 48 to 458 code for a protein of 136 amino acids.
CGCAGUUUAUUCUGUUUUUCUAUCCGCGAAGUGCAGAGUUUGACGCUAUGGCAAGAACCAAGCAGACCGCCCGUAAGUCCACCGGUGGCAAGGCGCCAAGGAAGCAGCUCGCCACUAAGGCUGCCCGCAAGAGUGCGCCGGCUACCGGCGGCGUGAAGAAGCCUCACCGUUACAGGCCCGGCACCGUGGCUCUGAGGGAGAUCCGUCGUUAUCAGAAGUCUACUGAGCUGCUCAUCCGCAAGCUGCCCUUCCAGCGCCUGGUGAGAGAAAUCGCUCAGGACUUCAAGACCGACUUGCGUUUCCAGAGCUCGGCCGUCAUGGCCCUGCAGGAAGCGAGCGAGGCAUACCUGGUCGGUCUGUUCGAGGACACCAACCUGUGCGCUAUCCACGCCAAGAGAGUGACCAUCAUGCCCAAGGAUAUUCAGCUGGCCCGCCGUAUUCGCGGAGAACGCGCUUAAACCACAACUCCGUCUAAUAAACACAAAGGCUCUUUUAAGA